This is a messenger RNA of Lecanosticta acicola, 447 nucleotides long. The record is from the annotation of a GenBank genome assembly. NCBI's taxonomy places the organism in Eukaryota, Fungi, Ascomycota, Dothideomycetes, Mycosphaerellales, Mycosphaerellaceae.
AUGCGGCAGAUAGAAUGCGCCUACUUCUACCGCUUCCACGCUUUUCGCCUGGCCGCCUCCGCCUGCGCUGGCCUUCUGGCAUUCCACCCGAGCCAAACGAGCAUCGCUACCACCUGCACGGCCUCAGGCCUUCGGCAAACCCUUUUCAGCCCUUCUCACCAUGACCAGGUUGAAGAUGUCGCAUUCCAUGCCGAGCUGGAGAAGAAGGUCCAUGGAAACCUCGAAAAGCAGCGGACAGUUUUGAAGAAGAGGAGCGAUGCCGAAUCCUGGCGUGCUCAGACAAUCAAAAGCAUGGAAAACGGAGACCGUGCCGGCGAAAUCCACUUGCAGUUAUGGAAGCACGGGAUAGACCUGGCCAUGGGCGACAUUGUCACAUCUCGCGCGGGCGACGACUACUCACCACUGCCAUCCGGUUGCUCUUGGUGCGACGCGAGACCCGCGACUUGA